GAGCCUUGAGAAUGCGACAGAGUCUUCUUGCAGCGCUGUUGUUGAGCGCCAGUGCCCUUGUGGCCCUGCCCGCCGCCGCGGCCGACCUGAGGAUCGGCCUCCAGGAGGAUCCGGACGUGCUCGAUCCGGACCAGUCCCGUACCUUCGUCGGCCGUAUCGUCUACGCCUCGCUUUGCGACAAGCUGGUCGUCCUGACCAUGGACCUGCGCGAAGGCGUCAAGUUCCAUGACGGCACCGCUUUCGACGCGGAAGCGGUCAAGGCCAACAUCGAGCGCUCGAAAGGGCUGCCGGAAAGCCGUCGCAAGAGCGAGGUCAAGUCGAUCGAAAGCGUCGAGGUGACCGGCCCGAUGCAGGUGAAGAUCACCCUCGCCCAGCCCGAUGCGACGCUGCUCGCCCAGCUCGCCGACCGCGCCGGCAUGAUGGUCUCUCCCACGGCCGCCUCCGCCGCCGGGGCCGACUUCGGUUCCAACCCGGUCUGCUCGGGUCCCUUCGCCUUCAAGGAGCGCGUCCAGCAGGACCGCAUCGUGCUGACCCGCUUCGCCGACUACUGGAACGCCGACGCGAUCCACUUCGACAGC
Molecule: messenger RNA, 578 nt
Organism: Symbiodinium necroappetens
Lineage: Eukaryota; Dinophyceae; Suessiales; Symbiodiniaceae
Source: the annotation of a GenBank genome assembly